This is a messenger RNA of Corylus avellana, 2289 nucleotides long. The record is from RefSeq and is a predicted model, not a curated record. NCBI's taxonomy places the organism in Eukaryota, Viridiplantae, Streptophyta, Magnoliopsida, Fagales, Betulaceae.
UUUUCAAGUAUCUUUUUAUUAAAACCAAAGUGACAUCAAAAUCUCAAGAGAGAUCUGAUCAUGGGGGGAUUUAUAAGCAUGAUAUGGCCCUUGCAUUCUCAUCACGCACUAUAAAUCCUCCACCACCAUCUCUCUUCCUUAAUUGGUCGUUACAAAAAGCCCACCAAUUGCUCCUCCUUUCCAACACCCUCACGAAACCCAUGCACUCACAUAUAAUUAAUCUUAUCUAACAAGACUCCUGCUGGUUCAUAUCUAUAUCUGGAGCAGACCCAGGAAGCCCUUUUUCUCUGCAACAAUGUCUGAAACUGAGAAAACCAUUAAUAACCCACCUUCAUCUCCUACACCUAUAACUCCAUGGCUAACUACCAUGGCAAAGGUUAUGCUUUUGGAGCUGAAAGUGCAGAGGGGAAUUGCUGCUCCUUUGGUAGCAAUGAACUUGACAUGGUUUGCAAAGCUAUCAAUCACAACAGCUUUCUUAGGCCGGCUUGGGGAGCUCAAACUGGCCGGCGGCGUGCUCGGGUUCACAUUUGCUAAUGUCACCGGCUUCUCUGUCUUGAACGGGCUCUGUGGCGCCAUGGAACCCAUCUGUGGUCAAGCUUAUGGAGCUAAAAACUUUAAGCUACUUCACAAAACCCUCCUCAUAGCUAUCUUCUUGUUGCUUCUAGCCACACUGCCUAUAACUUUCUUGUGGCUCAAUGUUGAUAAGAUCCUUGUCCGUUUCGGCCAACAAGAAGACAUUUCCACCAUUGCGAAGAGCUAUCUUUUCUAUCUCCUCCCUGAUUUGGUAGUCAAUGCAUUUUUGUGUCCUCUCAAAGCCUACUUGAGCACACAGAGCAUAACGGUUCCUAUAAUGUUUAGCUCGGCUAUGGCGCUUGCUUUUCAUGUGCCCAUCAACAUAUUGCUUGCAAAAGCUAAGGGUCUUGAGGGAGUUUCAAUGGCAGUGUGGGUCUCUGAUCUCAUAGUAGUAAUUUUACUUGCCUUGUAUGUGUUUUUUAUGGAAAAUGGUAAGGAAAGAAGGUGGAAGGAAGGAGGGUGGUGGGAUCACAGAGUUAGUGACUGGCUCAGGCUGCUCAAGCUCUGCGGGCCAUGUUGUCUCACCACCUGCCUUGAAUGGUGGUGUUAUGAGAUUCUAGUCUUGCUCACAGGCAGGCUAGCAAAUGCCAAGCAGGCAGUUGGAGUGUUAGCCAUUGUGCUGAACUUCGACUAUCUGCUCUACUCUGUGAUGCUUUCACUGGCCACGUGCGCCUCCACCCGUGUCUCGAACGAGCUCGGUGCCAACCGAGCUGGCGCUGCAUACCGGUCAGCAUAUGUGUCUCUGUCAGCGAGCAUCGUCGCUGGUUGCAUAGGUGGCUUACUGAUGGUUGCAGCCAGGGGAAUAUGGGGGCCCUUGUUUAGCCAUGAUAAGGGAGUUAUAAGAGGUGUGAAGAAGAUGAUGCUACUAAUGGCUUUGGUGGAAGUAGUGAAUUUUCCAUUAGCAGUAUGUGGAGGAAUUGUCCGUGGAACAGCUAGGCCAUGGUUGGGCAUGUAUGCCAAUCUUGGUGGGUUCUACCUUCUGGCCCUGCCCUUGAGUGUGGUUCUGGCCUUCAAGGCUGCUCUUGGACUUAGUGGGCUGCUGUUAGGGUUCUUGGUCGGCAUGGUAGCCUGCUUGGUUUUGCUGUUGGUCUUUGUCACAAGGAUCGACUGGGUUGAAGAAGCAGGCAAGGCUCAAAUACUUGCCUGUAAUGCAGACAUUGUUAAGGAAGAUGAAAAUCACAGGAGACCUGUGGAAACAGUCAGUAAUGCUGAAGUAUGAGAAUAAUUUCAAAAUAUUUGUUUGUAUUAAUAAGCAUCUCUACCUACCAUCACAACACAAAUUAGAGUUUUCUUUCAAAUUGAGUUCAAAGAAAUUUCCCCAAUCCAGUCUAUUAAACUAACGUCUCCAAAAUGCAUGUGCUUUUUUGAUGCAUUUUAAACACAUGUCAGUUUAAUAUACUGAGUUAAAGGAAAACUUCGUCCAAUUGAGAAGAUAUAACCCCACAAAUGGCAUCAAUUCCCUUAAGGAAGCCCAUUUAGAAUGAAACUGCAGCCAAGCAAGGAAAGUAUGACAACCGAAAAAGUUAAACGAUUGUCAUGACAUUAAACUAGCUGCCAAAGAUGAGCUCCAAAACAUUAUUUGCUCAAAAUACUAAUCCAUAUGGAGAAAAAGUUACAUAGGCAAGCUCAAAAGGGAAGCAAUCUGCAAAGUCCUAAAGGAUGAAUUCAUGAGACAACUUGUAACUUCGAAGGAAAGCAGAGACAGCAUCAUUUAUC